Molecule: messenger RNA, 1007 nt
Organism: Aphis gossypii (cotton aphid)
Lineage: Eukaryota; Metazoa; Arthropoda; Insecta; Hemiptera; Aphididae
Exons: 1
Coding region: 118-888 (256 amino acids)
Source: RefSeq, a predicted model, not a curated record
UUUAUUAGAUAUUUAGCCACUGGCUGUUCAUUUUCUGAACUUCGGGUAAAUUUCAAAGUCGGUGCAAGUACCGCCCGUGGCAUAGUUUUAGAAACAUGCAUUAUAAUUUGGGAAAAAAUGAAAGCUUUGUGCAUGCCAGAAUUGACAAGAGAAGAAUGGCUAGAAAUAGCCAAAAUUUACGCAAAAAAAGCCAACUUUCCUAACUGCCUCGGAGCUAUUGAUGGAAAGCAUAUCCGAAUUAGAAAACCUAAGAAUACGGGAUCAGAUUAUUUUAAUUAUAAAGACUAUUUUUCUGUUGUUUUGAUGGCCGUUGUUGAUGCAAAUUAUAGAUUUUUAGUUGUGGACAUUGGUGCUUAUGGCAAAGGUUCGGAUUCACUUGUUUUUCAAAACAGUAAUUUUGGUAAGAGACUUCAACGUGGAGAACUAGAUCUUCCACCACCAUCGAACAUUGAAGGUUACAAUGGAUCAGCUUUUCCUUAUGUAUUUUUAGCAGACGGAGCUUUUCCAUUAUGUGAUCGAAUAAUGAGACCUUUUGGUGGUCAUAACUUAAACAUAAAUCAACGGAUUUUUAAUUAUCGGUUGAGCAGGGGUAGACGAUUUGUUGAGUGUGCGUUUGGUAUAUUAGCCAACAAAUGGCGAUUAUUCCAUACACCAAUUGCAUUGGAACCAGAUAACGUGAACCAUGUGCUUAAAGCAGCAUGUAUACUGCAUAACUUUGUAAGGGAACGUGAUGGUGUCAAUUUUGAAGAUGCGACAUCUUAUCAAGAUUUUAAUGCUGUGGAGUUUCCAAAUAAUACACAUAGACCCGCAAGAACAGUACGCGAUAAUUUUGCAACAUAUUUUAUGAGUCCUGAAGGAGAACUUCCAUGGCAAAUGACAAAAAUUUAAAAAUGAACUUUAAUAUGUUCCUGGUUUUUGAUAAUAAUUAUAAUACUUGUAAUUUAAAAAAAAAAAAAUUCUCUGUAUUAAAUUUAUUUAUUUAUUUUAUUUUAAUUAACAUAAAAGAC